CCCCUGCCGGAUCCAGUGUCCAGGGUCAGGGUGGUGUCCACGACCCCCAGUAACGAAAAGCGCCACGUUUUGAACCUCUGGUGGCAGAAGCUCUGCAGAGAGCAGUGUCUUCACGGCCGUCGUGUCCUGGGUAGACCCCCCGGCUGCUGCUCUGCCCGGUGCAGGGACCUCGGGCCCCGGCCCCUCAGGGCGUCCCUUCCUGUCCUCAGCAACUCACUGCUCCCACCAUGACCCCACCCUCCGUAGCUUAAAUCCACCCACGUGUGGCUCCCACCUGGCGCUGCUCCACACCCCAGGCCGGGCCUGGGGCCUCGGGUACCCUGGUGCCGAGCUCGUGUCCCCUGGCAGGGCAGGGCCGGGCAGGCGGUGAGCCUCUGGUUCUCCAGGGUCGGGCCCUUGUGUUGGACGUUCCACAGGCGCGCUCCAGGCGGGGGGAAUUUGCCUGGCGCAGCAUCCUUCCCGUGCAGCGCCUCCGCUUUCCUGCCGCCCGCGCGUGGGCGGGCCCUUGACACCUGUGCUGCGGGGGCUCCCCGGGCUGUGCCCGCCCUCUUGCGGAGCCUGGUCCUGGGGGCCUUGCCCUGCCGGGAUCCCCCAGGGCUCAGCAGCUGCCGCCCUCCCCCCUGGCCACCCCUUUUCAAAACCCUCAAGUUUAAGUAAAUCCUCAGAGGAAAAACAAAAUGAGGGGAUGGAUUGCUGGGGUUUCCAGGUCUUCGUGUGGAGGGCGAAAUGGGGGCAGGCCUGGCGCCCUCUGGUCCCAGAGUCCUGCUGGGGCUGGGCUCUCCCCUGCGGGACGGCCUGGCCCCGUGCAGACCCUCGGUGCCCCUGGAAGCUGUCUGGCAGGGUGCACACGCACGUUCGGAGGUCCCGGUGGGGCGGGCUGUGGCUCUGGGCGGGGGUCGAGGGGUGCAGGGUCCAGUGCUCUGAGCGUGCACCACUUCCUUCCCCCAAGGACUUAGUGAACAUCGAGAUGUUUCUGACGGCCAAAGAAGUGGAGGAGUCUCUGGAGAGGCGCGAGACCGCUACCUGCCUGGCCUGGUGCCACGACAACAAGUCCCGGCUGCGCAAGAUGAAGAGCUGCCUGGAGUUCAGCCUAAGGAUUCAGGAGUUCAUUGAACUCAUCCGGCAGAACAAGAGACUGGAUGCCGUGAGACACGCCAGGAAGCACUUCAGCCAGGCCGAAGGGAGCCAGUUGGAUGAGGUCCGCCAGGUCAUGGGCAUGCUGGCCUUCCCGCCAGACACGCACAUCUCCCCCUACAAGGACUUGCUGGACCCGGCCCGGUGGAGGAUGCUGAUCCAGCAGUUCCGAUACGACAACUACCGGCUGCACCAGCUGGGGAACAACUCUGUGUUCACCCUCACCCUGCAGGCCGGCCUUUCGGCCAUAAAGACUCCACAGUGCUACAAGGAGGACGGCAGCUCCAAGAGCCCCGACUGCCCCGUGUGCAGCCGCUCCCUGAACAAGCUGGCGCAGCCGCUGCCCAUGGCCCACUGUGCCAACUCCCGCCUGGUCUGCAAGAUAUCGGGCGACGUGAUGAACGAGAACAACCCGCCCAUGAUGCUGCCCAAUGGCUACGUCUACGGCUACAACUCUCUGCUCUCUAUCCGUCAAGAUGAUAAGGUUGUCUGCCCGAGAACCAAAGAGGUCUUCCACUUCUCACAAGCUGAGAAAGUAUACAUCAUGUAGGCCCCCGCCUGCACCCCUGCCUGCGGCGGUGUUCCUGUUCCUUGCGACCAAAGACCCGUGAGCAACAACAGACACUUGGGAGCAGAGGAAGGAGGAGAACAGCUUGUACUUGAAAACCACCUUUGGAUCGCAGGACUUUGUAACGCGAGUCAACAGCUGGUGCUUCUGGGAAGGGCAGUCCCCAUCCAGCCUGGAGACCCAUUGGGCACCAGGGAGACUCGAGACAUUUCAGAAACAGCUUCCUCCCUGUUGCUAAUGAUGGGCCCUGGGAACAGGUGUGUCCUGCGUGGUGGCCCAGAGCAUUGGUGGCCCAGAGCAUUGGUGGCCACCCCGGGUCUCCUGCUGCCACGGAAGCACCAGGAACAUGGACUCUGCAGAACCGCUCCCACAUGCCCAGCGCCCUCAGGUGGACUGGCUCUGGUCUCUCCUCCUGCAUGGCCUGUGCGCCCCAUGGGACCCACUGGACCGAGUCUGCAAGGCUUUGCGGUGGUUCCGCCGCUCAACUCUUAACGCUGUUGAUCACAGAAACGAACAGUCUGGCUGAAGUAACCGCGAGGACUUGGGAUCAAGUGAACCGUGUAGUCACACCGCCGUCCAUAGAGGUUUGUACUUAGUGCUCAUCUUUGCAUGUGGAUGUUGCUUAGCUAAUAAACUGUAAAUGUCAACCAUGUUAAUAAAAGGGUUUUCUAUUUCUCA
Messenger RNA from Miniopterus natalensis, 2380 nucleotides. NCBI's taxonomy places the organism in Eukaryota, Metazoa, Chordata, Mammalia, Chiroptera, Miniopteridae. The record is from RefSeq and is a predicted model, not a curated record.